AUGGACGAUCCGUUGAUAUUAAGAUCCCGAGCUAACAAUAAUGCCCGACGGCGUAGAUAUCGCCUAGCUUCUAUUCCUUCACCGUUAAGCCCAAUCCGAGAAGUAUUGCAUGAACCCUGCUCCUCGCCUCGAGUUCGAAAACCUAUAGAACGACAGCAGCGUCGUUGCAAAAGAGAUUUUCACAAACGACAAAUCAUAACCCGCAAGAAAACAAGAGAACAAUCGGCAGGAGCUCUACCAUCGCCGUUGCUUUUGACUGCAGAGGAGUCGCUUCAUCUCACGGCCUUGAGCAUGGAUGUCGAAAUGACAGGAGGGGAGUCGCUGGGUGGUUUAGGGUUCAAUAGCUUAACAAAAUCAUUUAUUCCCUCUCCGGGUCAUUUACAUCCUCGACAUCACAAGAACGAUAGCCUAUCCUCGACAUCAGCAGCUUCAUCGACAAAUUCUUCUCCCACAACUACAGUGUCGACAGUAGAAUCAUCGUCAUCAAACGACGACAAAUCUCCUGCAUCUUCUCCCGACUCACCUCGAAACAUAAUACCCCUCGGAAUCUUCCCGAAACAAGGGCUCUCAGCCUUAAACCUAACCUCUUCAACUAUGGCGAGCUCACCCAACCAUCCCUACAGGUCGUUAUCACCGAUCAAAAAAGCUAGAAAUACCAAAAACCUUUCCUUAAAUAUGUCGGGUAGCUCGGGCAGACCUGGCACAGCUUCUUCUUUUCAAAGCAAUGCUAGUUUGAAUGAUAAUAACAGAUCGUCUUCGGCGCCCUCUUCACCUGGAUUCAUUCUUCCUAGCACGAUGCCGCGGCGGCGUCCUAGUAACUUAGGGCUUACUAUCAAAUUACCGGGCCCCGAAAAAUCGAUACAAAAGUCCACUCGACCUAGCUUACGACAUCAUGUGUCUUCUCCUUCACUAUUUACUCCGGGUGGCCAAGGAAAAACGCUAUCAGGCCGACCAUCGAGAUUAUUUACGCCGCCAAAUCACUUUUCCCCUGUUGAAACAGUCUCCUCGCAAUCUUUCUCGACGCAAAUUCCCUCCAGCCCGAUUGAAGCACCGGGCCCAAUCAUAGAGAUGGAUGAGGAAGACAUUGCUAUGAUGGAAAACGACGGCGAAGGCCCUAAAUCGCCUGCCUACCCCAAUGGUCCAGCAUGCAUUUACGAACCAAACAUCUACCUUUUCUCUGAACCUAAUGCAGAUAUGGCAAGGAAUUUCGACGUCGUAUUUAAUGUAGCUAGGGAAGUUGUUAACCCCAUGAAAAAAGAGAGGGAAGAGGAAGAGAAGAAGAAGAUUCUUUCACCACCAUUGGAGACGGCUUGCUCUACCGAUAGCUUUAUGACUGCCUUUGAAUCUCCACAAGCAUCGCAGUCAACUAACCCGAACUCAACUUCACAAGACAAAAAGGACCCCGAAUACAUCCACAUGCCAUGGGAUCACAACACACCUAUUGUAGGUGAUCUGCCGAGAUUGGUUGAGAUGAUAAAGCAAAAGAGUGCCGAAGGCAAGAAGAUUCUUGUUCACUGCCAAUGCGGUGUGAGCAGAUCUGCGAGUUUGAUAAUCGCCUAUGGACUCUAUAUGAACCCGCGACAAACGGUACAGGAAGCCUAUGACUUUGUCAAGCAGCGUAGCAAGUGGAUCGGCCCCAACAUGAGUUUGAUAUAUCAACUCUCUGAUUGGAAAGCUAAACUUGCAGCUCAAAACAGUGUUGGGAGAGCAGGCAAAAGCUCGGUACGAGGUGGUGCGAACGGAAUGGCAAGGCCGAAACUUGGACAUCCUUCCAGGGCGGCGAAUAGCUCUGAUCCUACACCCUACACCCCUGAACUCGAGGAGCCAAUGACAGCACCACUACCAUAUAUUCCUGGACAGGUUGCCCCACCGAGGCCGCCAUCCCCAGAUCCUAGGGAUUUCCCAAUGAUGAACAUCCAGACAAGAAAUGCAGACGGUGGGAUUAUUACAGGUAUCGAGCCUGGCCCAAUGUCGGCACCACCUGGCAUGAUCAAUAUCCCUGGAACAGCUUCAGCAACAAACCACGGUGUCGGAUGGGGUUCUGGAGAUGCUAGGACUGGGUAUGCCCCCCCACCACCGCCCCCAGUUACCACAUUCCCAUCCGAACCGGAGGGUGAUGCUGUUGGUGCCCUUGUCGGCUUUCCAGCUCGGAGAGGUAGUGAUCAAGGUGAUCUCCCACCUCCAACCCCAUCCUUUGCGCCAAAAGGCGGUAUGAUAUUUGAGAAGAGACAACUUCGAAAUAGGAACAGGAAGUUACUGCAGUCGCUACGCGCAGAAGAGAAUAGCAUGCCGCCGCCUAGCCCGGUGACAGCGACGAAUCCGGGUCUGCUUGGUCACCACCCUUCCAACUCUCCGCCGCAGCGUUCCCAUUCGCCUCAACCAACCAUCAAAGCUAUCUUACCAAAAACAACAGGGCUUGCUGCCUUGAGGGCGAAAAAGAACAAAGCCGAACUAUCGCGUGCGAUGAGUGAUCAAUCCGGUGUCCGACGCGCCGAUUCGGGAGCUGCAAGACCAAAUCCCGAAUUCCAUCGCCGGUUUCCGAGUAUCAUGUCGAGCAUCGACGAACCCCCACCGACUCCAUCAUUCACACAACCACCGAGUUCAUUCGGCUUCCCAGUACGAAUGCCCACAAUUACUGGAAAGUCGCAUUCAGAUAGCCAUAUUCUAACACGCAAGAGUGAAGCAACAGGAGGAGCCGUAUCGGCCAGUUUCUCGGGACCGGCAAAUUCGUCGUCAAACGAAAUCGCUAGCCCUAUCGACCAGCCGAUGAGCGGAACGGAUAACAUGGAUGGGAUUGAUAUUUUCUCAGACCCUCGGAGCCCCGUGAAUCAGCACGACACACUACCCACCAUUCGUAAUAUCUACGACGUCCUAUAA
Messenger RNA from Orbilia oligospora ATCC 24927, 2877 nucleotides. RefSeq lists its product as uncharacterized. Gene Ontology annotation, cellular component: cytoplasm; cytosol; nucleus. Lineage: Eukaryota; Fungi; Ascomycota; Orbiliomycetes; Orbiliales; Orbiliaceae. The transcript has a single exon. The record is from RefSeq and is a predicted model, not a curated record. Gene Ontology annotation, molecular function: protein tyrosine/threonine phosphatase activity; MAP kinase tyrosine/serine/threonine phosphatase activity. Bases 1 to 2877 code for a protein of 958 amino acids. Gene Ontology annotation, biological process: protein dephosphorylation; negative regulation of MAPK cascade.